UGAUUGUACGCCAGAUAGUUGUUUGAUAUGAUUUGAUAGUACAGUUUGUACAAAGUAUUUUUUACUGGCUUAUAAUGAAGUAUGAAAUAGUGGUCCACAUAAUACUAAUCGUAUCAAUAGUGAGAUCGUUGGCCAACAGAGAUUGCAGUCAAAUAUCAAACAGUGAUUGCGUCGAUAAUACUGUGAACACAGAGUGCGAGACAUGUCUUCGCAAUCUUCGGUCACCACAACGUUAUGGUAAACGUAUGGAUGACACCAAUGGUCUGGAGUCACCCACCGGUUCCCAUUUAGUAGUUAUGUAA
Oppiella nova is the source of this 302-nucleotide messenger RNA. The record is from the annotation of a GenBank genome assembly. Lineage: Eukaryota; Metazoa; Arthropoda; Arachnida; Sarcoptiformes; Oppiidae.